AUGGGAGAGAUAGAAGGAACAUACAGAGUCCUGCAGACCCCUGGCUCUCGUUUGGGUGCCCAGAAGACCGCAGGAGUGAGUACCUUGGAGCCUGGACAGAACCUCUCUACUGCAAUGGCAUCGUCGCCUGCCAAAGCGCAUGAGCGGGACCUACCACUCAAAAUAAAAAUGUUGGACAACACGGUGGAAGUGCUUGAGAUUGAGUCAAAGUACUACGGCCAGACGUUAUUGACAGAAGUUUACAAGCAUCUGAAUUUGAUUGAAUCUGACUACUUUGGGAUCGAAUUCCAGAACCUCCAGUCAUAUUGGAUUUGGCUGGAACCUAUGAAACCUGUUAUUAAACAAGUACGGAGACCAAAGACUACAAUGCUUCGUCUAGCUGUAAAGUUUUUCCCUCCAGACCCGGGUCAGUUGCAAGAGGAAUACACCAGGUACCUUUUUGCGCUGCAAAUCAAGAGAGACUUGGCCGAGGAGCGGCUGACCUGCAGCGACAACACAGCCGCGCUCCUGGUCUCUCACCUCCUGCAGUCCGAAAUAGGGGAUUUUGAUGAAUCGGAGGAUCGAGAACACCUUAAAACAAACCAGUAUUUGCCAAACCAGGAAAGAAUUGAGGGGAAGAUUCUGGAGUUCCACAGGAAGCACGUGGGUCAAACUCCUGCUGAUUCUGCUGAAUCUGACUUUCAAGUGCUUGAAAUUGCUCGGAAACUGGAGAUGUAUGGCAUCAGGUUCCACCUUGCAUCAGACCGAGAGGGCACCAAAAUUAAUCUGGCUGUGUCGCACAUGGGUGUGCUGGUAUUCCAGGGUAAUACGAAAAUCAACACCUUCAACUGGUCGAAGGUCCGUAAACUGAGCUUCAAGAGGAAAAGAUUCCUUAUUAAACUCCACCCAGAGGUCUGUGGCCCGUAUCAAGAUACACUGGAGUUUCUUUUGGGAAGUAGGGAUGAGUGUAAAAACUUCUGGAAAAUCUGUGUUGAAUAUCACACGUUCUUUAGGCUCUUUGAUCAGCCAAAGCCAAAGGCUAAAGCAGUGUUCUUCACCAGAGGGUCAUCAUUCAGAUACAGUGGACGAACACAGAAGCAACUAGUGGAUUAUAUUAAGGACAGUGGGAUGAAGAAAACCCCGUAUGAAAGGAGACACAGCAAAGCCAGGGCAUCCACACGCACUUCGAAUGCUGACGUGCCAAAACAGAGUGUCCCAUUCACUGAGGGCUUGAGAACCCCGGGGUCUCCUGCCUCAGCAGCUGCCCCCUUCCACUCAGUUCACACAUCGGCCACUCCUGCUCCUGUCCUGCCCAUCUUUGCAGAAACCAGCCCUUCCUCUUUGGACCCCCGAGCACCGUACACACGGAUUCCAGAAAAAACUACUCCAGCGCCAGGAGAAGAAGCAGGGAGGAAGCUGAUGCAGCAGCCUGGAUCUCCCAUGCUCCAAGGUUUUGAUGGCCUCACCGUGAACCAUCCUCAGCUCUCGUCCCUCGUGCUGAAGAGUCCCCUGGGCUUGAACCCCACUUUUCAGGUGAACCUGAACGCAGCCGGCCAGGGUUCAUCCCCUCUUCUGAGUCCUGUCCUCAGCGAUGCUGGCGGCGCUAGGAUAGAAGAGGAUGACGAAAUGAAGCGUAAGCGCUAUCCAGCCGACAAGGCAUACUUCAUAGCAAAGGAGAUUCUUGCUACAGAACGGACAUAUUUAAAGGACCUGGAAGUUAUUACGGUGUGGUUUCGCAGUGCAGUCAUCAAGGAGAACGCGAUGCCGGAGGGCCUGAUGACACUACUCUUCUCCAACAUAGACCCAAUUUAUGAGUUUCAUCGAGGCUUUCUGAAAGAGAUUGAGCAAAGGCUGUCGCUCUGGGAAGGAAAAACCAAUGCUCACGUUAAAGGAGAUUAUCAGCGCAUUGGAGAUGUCAUGCUCAGGAACAUGCGUACUCUAAAGGAGUUUACCAGUUACCUGCAGAAGCACGACGAGGUCCUGACGGAACUGGAGAAAGCAACUAAACGCCUCAAGAAGCUGGAAAUGGUGUAUAAGGAGUUUGAGCUGCAGAAGGUUUGCUACCUGCCCCUCAACACCUUUCUGCUCAAACCCAUCCAGAGGCUGAUGCACUACAAGCUCAUCCUGGGGAGGCUCUGCAAGCACUACACAGCCGAGCACCGGGACUUUGCCGACUGCCGGAAUGCGCUGAAGGAGGUGACAGAAAUGACAUCGCAGCUGCAGCACAGCCUCAUCCGCCUGGAGAACUUCCAGAAGCUGACAGAGCUGCAGCACGACUUGAUUGGGAUCGAUAAUCUCACGGCACCCGGCCGGGAGUUUAUCCGGGAAGGUUGCUUGUAUAAGCUCACUAAGAAGGGUUUGCAGCAGCGGAUGUUCUUUCUGUUCUCAGAUAUGUUGCUGUACACAAGCAAAGGGGUUACAGGGACAAACCAAUUCAAAAUCCACGGACACCUUCCCCUGCAUGGCAUGUUGGUGGAGGAGAGUGAGAACGAAUGGGCUGUCCCGCACUGCUUCACCAUCUAUUCGGCACAAAAAACCAUCGUGGUGGCAGCAAGCACCCGCUUGGAGAUGGGGAAGUGGAUGGAAGACCUAAACGUGGCGAUUGAAAUGGCCAAGAAAUCUACAGAGAAAUCUGACAUGCUACUGGAGAACUCAGUGUGCAAUCGCUCCAACAGAUCCUCUGACGAGGUCUCUCUAGAGCAGGAGUCCGAAGAUGACAUACACUCUUCUCGUAGCUCCUUGGACAGGCAGAGCCACCACCGUGCCAACACAACCAUGCACGUGUGCUGGUACCGCAACACCAGCGUCUCCAUGACGGACCACAGUGUGGCUGUCGAGAACCAGCUCUCCGGGUACUUGCUGAGAAAGUUCAAGAACAGCAAUGGCUGGCAGAAACUUUGGGUCGUCUUCACCAACUUUUGCUUGUUCUUCUACAAAACGCACCAGGACGAUUACCCCUUGGCCAGUCUCCCGCUGCUCGGCUACACAGUCAGCUCCCCCGUGGAGGCAGACGGCAUUCAGAAGGAUUACGUCUUCAAGCUGCAGUUCAAGUCCCACGUGUAUUUCUUCAGGGCUGAGAGCAAAUACACCUUUGAGAGGUGGAUGGAGGUGAUCAAGAGAGCCACCAGCUCUCCGGCCAGGUCGAGCCUGCUGCUUCCAAGGGAUGAGAAGGACGCUCACCGAGACUGA
Messenger RNA from Mesitornis unicolor (brown roatelo), 3168 nucleotides. RefSeq names its product FERM, RhoGEF and pleckstrin domain protein 2 (gene FARP2). Gene Ontology annotation, molecular function: guanyl-nucleotide exchange factor activity. Gene Ontology annotation, cellular component: cytoskeleton. The transcript has 27 exons. The record is from RefSeq and is a predicted model, not a curated record. The coding region runs from base 1 to 3168 and encodes 1055 amino acids. NCBI's taxonomy places the organism in Eukaryota, Metazoa, Chordata, Aves, Mesitornithiformes, Mesitornithidae.